CUGCUUUUCUGAUUUAGAUGCAAGGGAAGUUGUAAAAAAAUGCAAAAAAAGAAAAAAGAAAACAGAGAGAGAUAGUGGUGCUACACAGGGAAGGGAAGGGAAGGGAGUGUUGGGCCACGCAAGGCAAGUAUUAAUGAAGUCUCUCUUCCUGCUUUUCGGUUCCUCUCUGUCUCUUCUUUGCAGUCAUGAAAAGAUAAACCACGUCUUUAUAGGUUCUUAAUGUUGCUUACAAGGAGAAGCAGGUCGCAUUAGAGAGGGGCAUGCAUAUUCAAUCCAAUGGCGGAUUCUGAUACAGAGACUAAUUCUCAACCCGAUACAUUCAGUCUGAGACAUUUAAGGAGCUCAUUUUUCAAUAUUCCUGGUUUCUUUGUAGGGUGUGGUUAUAGAGGUUCACAAGAUUUUGACUCAGUCAGGAGUCCGCAAUCUCCACUUGAUUUCAGUUUUUUCACAAAUCUUAGCAACCCAUUUAGCAAUAGGUCCCCCAGAUUGCCUUGCCAAAAUGUCCAAAAGAAAUGGGACUGCAACAAAGUAGGUCUUGGCAUAGUACAUUUACUUGUUGAUGAAACCAAACCUACCGGUGAAGUUCUUGAUUCAGAUAAGAGAAAGACUAUAAUUUUUGCACCACAAGUGAAGACCUUUUCUUCUGUGAAAUCCAAUUCUUUACCGAGAAACUACACAAUUUCACUAUCCAGAACCAAGACUUCCAGUCCCCGACUAGGUAAAUCAGAUGGUGCCUUUGGGAGUGAGGGAGUGCUAUUAGAAACUAAACCGUUUGAAAGCUCUUCUGUAAUUGGCUUAGCAACUUCCAAACCCAACUUGAGUUCCCAAAAAUUCUAUUCAGAGAAUAGAACUACUAGCACAAGAAGUUUCCCGCUGGAAAUCUGUGAUUGUUCACAAACAAACAAAUCUUUGGUGAUCAAACCGAAUUCACUUCCCAUAACUGUUGGCUCUGGACAAGGAUAUGUAGGUUCUCUGUCUGCACGUGAGAUUGAGCUAUCUGAGGAUUAUACCUGUAUAAUUUCCCAUGGUCCAAACCCUAAAACAACUCAUGUUUUUGGUGACUAUAUUUUGGAAUGUCACUCAAAUGAGUUGUCCAAUUUUGACAAAACAGAAAAUCCGGGGAUCAAAUUGCCUCAAGAAGCUAAGCACCCAAAGCAUCCAACCCCUUUUCCACCGGAUGAGUUUUUGAGCUUCUGUUACUCUUGCAAAAAAAAAUUGGAGAAGGCAGAAGACAUUUAUAUGUACAGAGGUGAGAAAGUAUUUUGCAGUUUUGAUUGCCACUCUGAAGAAACUUUUGCUGAGCGGGAAACAGAGAAAACUUGCAACAAAUCCUCCAAAAGCUCUCCCGGGUCAAGCUACCAUGAAGAUGUUUUCCUUAUGGUUAUGCCUAUAGCUGAAUAACAUGACUUCCCCCAGGGUCUCAUGUCUCAAUGAUAAACAAAUGGAUCAUCUGUUCAUGAAGAGCUGUUUAUGUUGUUCUGUUUGCAGCCAUGGAUGAUUACAAAUGCGAAUCAUGCUGUUUUAUGAUUUUCUUUCGGGUAUCAUGGUGUUGGUGAGUCCUGGAUAGGAACAGCAUACAGUUUCUUCUCAUUGAAAGUUAUAUUUGCUUAUUUUUAUUAGAUGUGUUAGAAGUGGCCAAGAGCCUUCACCCAUCGGCUUUCUUUUCAUUUUCUUUAAUUUCCUGCCUUUAUUAAUAACGCAUGUAGCUGCCUUCUUAACUUGUUGAUUCAUCAGUGAAUGCUCGCAACUUUUACAUAAUGAAAACCGUUCUAUCUUGUAUUUUAA
Populus nigra (black poplar) is the source of this 1785-nucleotide messenger RNA. RefSeq names its product FCS-Like Zinc finger 10. The record is from RefSeq and is a predicted model, not a curated record. NCBI's taxonomy places the organism in Eukaryota, Viridiplantae, Streptophyta, Magnoliopsida, Malpighiales, Salicaceae. The transcript is spliced from 3 exons. The coding region runs from base 277 to 1401 and encodes 374 amino acids.